This is a messenger RNA of Echinostoma caproni, 357 nucleotides long. The record is from the annotation of a GenBank genome assembly. NCBI's taxonomy places the organism in Eukaryota, Metazoa, Platyhelminthes, Trematoda, Plagiorchiida, Echinostomatidae.
AUGUUGGGGGUUUUUAGUAUUUUUAUAUUGUUUGUUUUGGUUUUUUUUGNUUUUUUUUUAGUGGUUGUUUUUCACCUGUUUGUUUGGAAUUUGGAUUUGAAUAUUUUUAGUGGAGAGCGGGCGUGGGUUAGUUCUUUUGAAUGUGGUUUUAUUGCUCAGCGUUUGGUUGAGAAUUAUUUUAGUUACACUUAUUUUAUUUUGCUUGUCUUUUUUGUGGUCUUUGAUUUAGAGGUGUCGUUAUUAUUAAAACUGCCUCUUCAAGGCAUUUUGUAUAAGAAUCUUUUUUAUUAUUUGUUUUUUUUGGUUUUAUUGGGUGUGGGGUUUGGAAUGGAGAUUAGUCGUGGUUAUGUUCGAUGA